CGUACUUCAGUACCAAAAGUACUUUAAGUACUUUACUUUAAGUACCACAAAUUUUCCGAUACUUAUACUUAAAUUUUUAAGUACUUUGAUUAAUACUGGUACUUAGUACUUAAAAGUAGUACUGAAUAUUCCAAAGUACUUAAAAUAGUUGCUUAAGUAAAAAAUUACUUUAAGUAUCCAAAAAUACUGGUACUUAACACUAAUGGAUUGAGUACUUAAACUUACAAGUACCAAGGUACUUAAUAUGUAGGUACUUAAGUACUUAUCCUAUUUAUAUCAAUGCUUCAUUCGAAAAAUACUGACGUUAGAGAAUAUAAUCAGGUAGUCAAAACAAGAGCUUACAUUUUGCUUAGUUGCGCUGCGCGUUUAAAAAUAAUUCCUUACUCAUUUUUCAUCUUUCGUUUCUGUGUGAUCGAUGGCGAAGCAGUAUUAUUCCAGUCGUCGUGUUGUGUAAUUUGUAGAACGGUAUAAGUAGUAUAUGGUUUGAUAAUAUAUGGACACAUACAAAUGUGAAAUGAAUGCUUAUGAUGAUGACAUGGACAGUCUUCCUGACCCAUUUCAUGCGUCUGGAGAAGACGAUUCAGAUUAUAUCCCUGAAACCGAAUCAGCAGACAGCAGAAAGCAAGUUUCGCUCAAGCACUACUUUGCGUCCUCAUCGCGACCAAAGCCGUUACCCACUACAAGCAGUACCUGUACCAGUGACUUAAGCAAUAGCGACGAAAGCCAUGGUCAAUCACUAAAUAAGCACAAACUUCCACCAAUUCUGGAUGGCAAAUUCUUCCAAAUUAUUAAUACGGAUGAAGUGACCCACCACAUACAAGCGCAAUGCCAACUCUGCUUGCCAAAUAAGGCGAUAAUUAAAGGUUCUUUGAACAUUACCACCAAUUUUCUCAAACACCUUAAAAAAAAGCAUUCAAAUAAGUAUGAUUGCUACAUUCAAUAUAAAACAGAAAAGAUUACUUUAAAUCGUCAACAGAAGCGUACUUUAAGUAUUAGUGACUCCUCUGCAGAGAAAAACUUAAAAAAGCAAGUAACCAUUCAUUCAGUUUUAAAAAAAAGCCCACGCAAAAGUUGUUUGAUGAGAGAAUAAUAAAGUUUAUAAUUGACACAAUGUCACCAAUUUCAAUCAUUUCGCAUGAUAGUUUUAAAAACAUGUUCGAAGGUAUGAAUGUUCAUAUUAUGGAUCGCUCAGUAGCAGUUAAAAAAAUUAAUGUAAUGUAUGAGAACACUUGCAAUGAUCUGAAACUGGAAAUUUCUAAAGUAGGCCAUGUGUGUACCACGGCAGACAUUUGGUCUUCAAAAAGCCGUAGUUUCUUAGGCGUGACUUGUCAUUGGCUCAACGAAGAUCUGCAACGACGUUCUGUGGCCUUAGCAUGCUCAAGGUUUGCGGGUACACAUUCUUACGAUAGGGUUGCUGAGGCUUUAGAUGAUAUACAUAAACGGUUCCAUCUUGAUACGAAUAAAAUUUUGGCCACUGUGACUGACAAUGGUUCUAAUUUUGUCAAAUGUUUUAAAGAGUUUGGUUGUAACAUCGAUACAAUAAAUGACGAAUAUACUGGUAUAGAAGAAGACGACGAGGAAGAUAAUUCUGAUACGAUGAAACCUUGCAUUCAAAGUGACGAUGAGUACUGUACGUUUUUAACUCUUGAUUUAAGCGAAACACAGGUGGACGUAGAAAAGAAAUAUUUACCUCAACAUGUGCGUUGCGCGUCACAUACCAUAAAUCUUAUAGCCACAACGGAUUAUAAUAAUUCAUUGAAGAUAUCUAAUGCACUAAGACUAAAAAAUACACAAAUUUUUUCCAAGUGUUCUAAGUUAUGGAACAAAUCCGGUCGCCCAAAGUCUGCAGAAGUAAUCAAGCAUUUUCUCGGUCACAAUUUGACUAUCCCAGGAGUUACUAGGUGGAAUUCAACAUAUGAUGCUGUAUGUAAAAUCGUUUCUAUAAAAGAAAAAUUAGCCCCUUUGUGUGAUAAGCUCAUGAUACCAGGGUUUAAGCAAAGCGAAGUAUCAUUUCUAGAAGAAUAUAUCACAAUCAUGCAGCCUCUUGCAGAAACACUGGAUUUCCUUCAAGGGGAGCAAAACACAUAUUAUGGAUAUUUGCUUCCGAGCUUAGUGUCCAUGAAAACAAAACUGCAAAAAAUAAAAUCGUCUGGAAAGAUAAAACAACUAUAUUCACCUCUGGAGGCAAUAAUUAAUUCCGUUGAGCAAAGGUUUAAAGAUAUAUUUUCCUUGAACAUGAAUUCAAAAACUGCUGUGAUUGCGGCAGUUGUAUGUCCAAGAUUUAAAAUGAGAUGGUACAGUGCCUUUAAGGUGACUACAAAUGAUAUUCCUUCGUUUAAAGAAAUCCAAGGGUGGGUCGUUGCCGCAGUCGAAAGUUUUAUAGAAGAAACAAAAAAAAAAGUAACAGUUGUAUCGGAGUCAGAUGAUCCUUUUUUCGAUUUUCAGGAGGACGAAUCCGAAAUAGAACUACCAAGACUGAAAAAUGAUAUAGAUGCUAAUACAAAUGCUUCCUUGAGCGAGUUAGAAGUUUUGAAAUAUUUGAACGAUACAAGAAUUACUUUAGAUAUGUUGAACGAUUAUAAAUAUAUCAAACAGGUUUUUUUAAAGUUCAACACAAUUUUACCAUCAUCGGCGUCCGUGGAGCGCCUCUUUUCUUUUGCUCAAAUUGUGAACGCCCCAAGAAGAAAUGCUUUAAGUGACCAAAACUUUGAAAAGUUGGUAGUCCUUAAAGCAAAUCUCAAAUAAAUGUUUAUUAACUCUCGUCUGAAACUUGGCGAGGUGCUUUACUUUAAGGUAACAUAAAACGUUUGUUGUUUCUUAUACGCUAGCAUUUGGGCCGUUCCCAAACGCGCAUGUUUAUUUGUUAUAUUGGACCUUUUCACUCGAAGCAGAACACCUUUGAUAAGAUUAAAACAAAUUAAAUUAUAUUAAGUAAUACCUACCUUGUUUAAUAUUUUUAUCAAUUAAGUAUUGUUUUUAAAAAAGGAAACAAAGUAUAGUUUCCCAAAACGUAGAAUUACAUUUAUUCCUAUUUCCUGAAGAUAUCUUAUUUACAUAUUAAUACUUAAUGUGUCUUGUAUUGUAUUGUAUAUCUAUAGCUAUGUGUUAAUAAAUUUUUUUUAAUAUACAGCGUUUAAACGUAAAUACUGGUACUUAAUGCUUAUUAAGUACAUCGAUACUUAAUACUGAAAUACAUUUUUAUGGUACUUGUAACGGCACUGUUCCUGUACUCAGUAAUUACCAAUACUUAAUACUUCAAUCCUUCAUUUAAGUACCGUGAGGAGUACUGAAUAGUCUGUACUUCAUUUUGUUCUAUUUAAGUACUAUGUACUUAAAAUUUUAAGUACCGCUUGAAAUAUUGGUACUGGUACUUAAUACUUGUUAUAUUUUUCUAUAUACUGGUACUUAAUACUUCAGUACAUUUUUAUG
Molecule: messenger RNA, 3429 nt
Organism: Photinus pyralis (common eastern firefly)
Lineage: Eukaryota; Metazoa; Arthropoda; Insecta; Coleoptera; Lampyridae
Exons: 3
Coding region: 1111-2745 (544 amino acids)
Source: RefSeq, a predicted model, not a curated record